AUGGUUUUAAUUUUCAACCAUAAUCCCUUAAACAAAGUAAUAACUCUAGUAGCAAAAUCUAAAACUCUUAUUUAAAAAAGAACACCCUACAAAAUGUAUUUCCGACCAUGUUUGUGGGAGCCGGCCAGCAAACUGUGGCAAAGCCGCUGUGGAAAGCUGCUGGCCGCCCGGCGUAUCCAUGAGAUAAACGGUGAUAUUAUCACACCCUCUCAGGUGCGUGGCGUGGAUCACCUUCGCGAUCCCCGUCUCAACAAGGGUCUGGCCUUCACCUUGGAGGAGCGUCAGACUCUGGGCAUCCAUGGACUACAGCCCGCCCGCAUCAAGACCCAAGAGGAGCAGCUGCAGCUGUGCAAAAUCUCUGUGAGAAGGUACGAGGAUCCGCUGAACAAGUACCUUUACCUGAGCGACCUGUACGAUCGCAACGAGCGUCUGUUUUUUCGUCUGCUCUCGGAGAAUAUCGAGGAACUGAUGCCCAUAAUAUACACACCAACGGUGGGCUUGGCAUGCCAACGUUUUGGCAGGAUCUACCGACGCCCUAAGGGCCUCUUUGUGACCUACAAUGACCGGGGACACGUCUUCGAUUUGUUGAAGAACUGGCCGGAAUCGGAUGUACGUGCGAUCUGUGUGACGGAUGGUGAGCGUGUCCUGGGACUGGGAGAUUUGGGGACUAACGGCAUGGGCAUUCCCAUUGGCAAGCUGGCCUUGUACACGGCUCUGGCCAGGAUUAAGCCGCACCAGUGUUUGCCCAUUGUGGUGGAUGUGGGAACCAAUAAUCAACAUCUGCUGGAGGAUCCGCUCUAUGUUGGUUUGCGGCAGAAGCGAGUGGUUGGCAAGGCGUAUGACGACUUCAUGGACGAGUUCAUGGAGGCUGUAGUUCGGCGAUAUAGCCAAACUACACUUGUCCAGUUCGAGGACUUUGGCAACCAUAAUGCAUUUCGGUUUCUGGAAAAGUACCGCAAUUCGUACUGCACUUUCAAUGAUGAUAUUCAGGGCACUGCCGCUGCUGUGAUGGCCGGUUUUUAUGCCUCCCAACGGGUGACACAGAAGUCCUUUAAGGAUUACACCUUCUUAUUUGCCGGCUCGGGGGGCGCAGCCAUUGGUAUCGCCGAUCUCACAGUCCAGGCCAUGGUACUGGAUGGUCUCAGCAUCGACGAGGCCUACAAUAAGAUCUUUAUGGUAGACGUCGAUGGUCUGCUGACCAAGUCCCGCAACCUGGACGAACACCAGGCCGUAAAGUACGUCAAGGAUAUGGCACCGAUGACAAAUCUUGUCGAGAUUAUCAGCGCUAUCAAGCCUAGUGUGCUCAUUGGUGCAUCGGCCGCCGGCGGUAUCUUUACGCCGGAAGUCUUGCGUCUCAUGGCGAGCAAUAACGAGAGGCCCGUGAUUUUCGCCUUGUCCAAUCCCACCAUCAAGGCGGAGUGCACUGCCGAAGAUGCCUACAAUCACACGGAGGGUCGUGUGGUCUUCUCGUCGGGCUCGCCCUUUCCACCGGUCACGAUGGGUGAUAAGACUUUUUACCCCGGCCAGGGCAACAAUGCCUACAUCUUUCCGGGCAUUAGCUUGGGUGUGAUUUGCACCGAAACUCAUCACAUACCCGACGAGAUGUUUCUGAUCGCUGCCAAGGAAGUGGCCAAAUUUGUGGAGAUCAGCGAUAUUGAGCGCGGGUCACUGUAUCCGCCCCUGUCCCGGAUCCCGGAUUUGUCAAUGAACAUUGCUAUAGCCGUUACCCAAUGUGCCUACGACAGAGGCUUGUCUUCCAUCUAUCCGGAGCCGCAGGAUAAACGCAAGUGGCUGGAAUCGCAACUCUUCGACUUUAACUACGAGUCAUCAAUGCCGAAAACAUGGUCCUGGCCCGAGUUGCCAUAUAUCAAGACUCGGGCUUUAACGCAGACUCCCUCUGAUCUACUUAUAAAAGGAAAAGAGAAUGAUAAGUAGGAUGGGGAAAUUGAUUUAAUCUUUAGAGAUCCAGUGGAAGAGUCAACGCAUUUUAUAUGUAAAAUUUACUAGUUUUUGUUCUUAAGUUAUUUUAUUCUGAUUUUAUCGUUCAGUUUUCUUUUAAUUACAGAUA
Molecule: messenger RNA, 2068 nt
Organism: Drosophila kikkawai
Lineage: Eukaryota; Metazoa; Arthropoda; Insecta; Diptera; Drosophilidae
Product: NADP-dependent malic enzyme-like
Biological process (GO): pyruvate metabolic process; malate metabolic process
Cellular component (GO): mitochondrion
Molecular function (GO): NAD binding; malate dehydrogenase (decarboxylating) (NADP+) activity
Source: RefSeq, a predicted model, not a curated record